This is a messenger RNA of Juglans regia (Persian walnut), 3165 nucleotides long. RefSeq lists its product as uncharacterized. The record is from RefSeq and is a predicted model, not a curated record. NCBI's taxonomy places the organism in Eukaryota, Viridiplantae, Streptophyta, Magnoliopsida, Fagales, Juglandaceae. The coding region runs from base 814 to 3054 and encodes 746 amino acids. The transcript has 5 exons.
GCGCAGCAUAUGCAAAGCUAGCUCAGUACUUCACAACCGCGGGCCUCAACUCGUGACUGGUUUCAAAUUCAUCAUGAUCAUCAAUUCUCAUGGUCAACGACGGCCUGAAUCUAAGGUUUAGCUUCCUUGUUUGUGAUACCCAUGCCACAACACAGUCUUUCAGCAUCCAUAGUCUCGGCAAAGCCACCACUCCCUGGCACCUCUCAUCUCCCUCCACCGUAAACUGCACCGUAACACUCCUGCUUAACACUGCCCAGGCCACUCGAAUGUACCCCCUGCACCAUGAGCAGUCGUAGACUCCGUACACGUACGUUCGCAGCAAGCCCCUUCGCAACGCCACCUCAAGCCGCCAGCCCUGUCCGUUGACCCCUACUCCUCAGCCGUUAAUCACAGAAACGCAGCCUCACCACGCCGAAGGACCGUUAAGCCACUGCCCACGCCGGUUGCCUCAGCCGCUAAGGACACACUUCCACCGCUCCCAGCCUCAUUGUCGUUGCUUCGCCGCUGCCACAGGCCGCUCGGCUCGACGGCAUCUCCGCCGCACUCCCUUCCCUGCUCUUCAGCCACGCCACCACUAUUUAUACAGCCCAGCCCCGUCGCGCAUUGCCUCCUCCAUACGUACCUCGGUUCUACUGAGUGACGAAUAAUUUUUGUUCAGCAUUAUUGAGGAAAAGUUAAGAAAUCCAGGCUGUCUCGAGGAAAGAAAGUUGAAAGUUGUCUAGUAGAAAGAACUGCGGCAUGACCUUUCAUUCGUUCGGUUUAUUUUUCGAACCAAAAGUGAGAUAGAUCAAGGGAAAGUAACGAAAAGGAGAUAUGGUCGAGCUCAUUCCGAUCAGGCUGCAGAAGACAUGGGAGAUAUGGAAUGUCAGGGGAGUCAUUCUCUUCAGCCUUUCACUACAAAUCGUACUGUUUUUGGGUGCUCCCAUGAGAAAGCGCACAGGAAAUAAGCUCUCCAUCAUGAUCAUCUGGGGAUCAUACUUUCUAGCCGAUUGGACAGCUAGCUUCACUAUCGGGCUCAUCACCAACAGCCGGAACUCAUCUAAGAUUAUUGAAAGGAGUGAUCACCUUCUUGCAUUUUGGGCUCCGUUCUUGUUGUUACAUCUUGGUGGGCCGGACACCAUAACUGCUUUUGCACUGGAGGAUAAUGAGCUCUGGCUUAGGCACUUUUUCACCCUGAUAGUCCAGGUUGUCGCCUCGUUUUAUGUCUUCCUGGAAACACUACCAAGCAACAAGCUAUGGCUCCCGACUUCCCUCAUUUUCCUGGCAGGAGUCAUCAAAUAUACUGAACGGACACGUUCUUUAUAUCGUGCAAGCUGGGGUACAUUCCGAGAAACCAUGCUUACAGAACCAGAUCCUGGACCAGAGUACGCGAAGCUCAUGGAGGCAUUCUCUUCAAAGAAAGUAGCCGGACUUCCCACAACAAUGUCACAAACAGUAGAUGAUGAUAUUAAAGCAUGGAAGUCCGCCUUCUAUUCUAUUCAACCGAGCGAUCAGAAUAAAGUAUUAGAUGAGUUUGAGGUGGUGAAAUAUGGUUACCACUUCUUCAAAAUCUUCAAGGGACUCGUUGUUGAUCUCAUUAGCCACAAAGAUAGAAAUGAGAGCAGAGUAUUUUUUCAUGAGAGAACUCCUGAAGAUGCGCUUGAAGUGUUGGAGGUUGAACUCAACUUCAUCUACGAAGUCCUCUAUACCAAGUUCGUUGUGAUGCAUGAUCUCAAAGGAUACCUUUUGCGCUUUCUAAGCUUGGUUUCGGUUUUGGUGUCCCUUGGGAUCUUCUUUUUUCUUGAUUGCAAGCAUGGUUUAGAUAAGUUUGAUAUUCGAGUUACCUACACCCUGCUGCUCGGUGCCUUGAGCCUGGAGGCAAUAGCACUCUUCAAGCUCAUGAUUUUCUCUGAUUGGACAACAGCUUUUCUCGGCAAGAGGAAUACAAAUCCAACAGUUCGGGCCAUCUUCAAAAAAUAUCUCAAAAUUAGAAGGCCAAGGUGGUCUCCACCCAAGGGUAAGCUGUCUGCAGGUACCGAGUCAAGGAUUACAUCAGUAUUACUUCGCAGGUGGUCUGAAUCCGUGGCAGGAUUUAAUUUGAUAACAUACUGCCUCAAGGACCUUCCGAAAAAAUCCAAUGAAUGCUGCCUUGGCAUUUCUAAGACGACUACUCAUUUGUUGCACUCUAUACGGAGGUAUUGUCGCAAAGUGGUCGUUGAUCGAUUGGGUGCUAAGGAUUUUCUAGAUGAGUUGAAAUAUGCGUCAAAAAACUCCUUCACGAAAGAGCUAUGGAAAUUAAUCUUUCGCGAACUGUUGCGGAAAUCUAAAGAAGCAGAUAAACCAGAAAAUAUCAAGAUGAUAAGUUCAGCUAGAGGUGCUUAUGUUCUCGGAGAACUCAUGGAUGAUCCCCUUAUGGUGACUGCAGAUUAUGAAACAGUUUACGAAACACUAAAAAAAGAUUAUAUUGAAAAUGUUACCUAUGAUGAGAGCCUUCUGCUUUGGCACAUUGCUACUGAACUCUGCUAUGGAAGAGAAGACUCUGAUCCUGAAACGGUAGCUCAAAAAGUAGCAAAAUAUCGUCGACUCAGUAAGCUCCUUUCGGAUUACAUGCUAUAUCUCUUAGUGAUGAAAUCUGCUAUGAUGUCUGCUGUGGCAGGUAUUGGACAAAUUAGAUAUAGAGAUACAUGUGCCGAGGCUAAAAGAUUCUUUCGCUAUAAGGAACUAGAACCAAACAAGGUAAAUGAUGCUUGUGAAAACCUCCUUGCUGUGAAUACAGAUGUUAAACCUGUUCAUGUGAAGGGAGAUAAAAGCAAAUCUGUAUUGUUUGAUGCAUGCAUGCUGGCCAAAGAGCUGCAAAAAUUGGAGGAGAAGAAAUGGAAGGUAAUCAGCAAAGUGUGGGUGGAGAUGUUGUCAUACGCGUCAAAUCAUUGCCGACCAGAUGCUCAUGUUCAGCAAGUAAGUAGAGGCGGACAGCUUAUCAAUCUUGUUUGGCUGCUGAUGGCUCAUUUUGGCCUGAUUGAGCAGUUCGUAUACACUGCCGGUGUUGGCCCUGCAAAAUUGAUUGUGAAAAAGUAGUAACUUUUUCUUCCUUCAUGCUACAUGUUUAUGGUUGGAAUUUGACGUACUUUUUUUGUUUUUUCGAUGUAUGAUCUCUAAUCUCCUUCGCUUGGAAAGAAUCAAUUGAAU